CUCCUCUGCCCUUUUCGGUGUACAGCUGACCAAGCAACUAGAUGCGUCAUGAGUGACCUACUACUGCCCUUCUAUAUAUAUGGACGAUUGGACGCCCAUACAGCCUCGCACAGACUCGGAGCAAGAUAUAGGACUCUAGCUGUAAAUUACAAGCCAAGAGCUAGCCAGCAGAGCAGCAGAGAAAAAUAUCGAAGAAAACAAUGGCGGGCAAGGAGGAUCUUAAGCUCCUCGGCCUGCCGCUGAGCCCGUUCGUGAUCAGUGUGCGCAUGGCGCUGAACAUGAAAGGAGUGAGUUACGAGUACGUCGACGAGGACCUAUCCAACAAGAGUGAGCUCCUUCUCAAGUCCAACCCGGUGCACAAGAAGGUGCCCGUGCUCAUCCACAACGGCAAGCCCAUCUGCGAGUCGCUCGUCAUCCUGCAGUACGUCGACGAGCUGUUCGCUGGCCGGUCGAUACUACCAACCGACCCCUACGAACGCGCCACCGCUCGCUUCUGGGCAGCCUACGCCGGCGACAAGCUGUUCGCGGCGUGGUACGGCAUGGUGACGGCCCAGGCGGAGGAGGACAGGGCGGAGAAGGUGAAGGAGACCCUUGCCGCGAUCGAGCACAUGGAGGUGGCCUUUGCCGAGUGCUCCGGCGGCAGCGCCUUCUUUGGCGGCGACUCCAUUGGCUACGUCGACAUCGUGCUCGGCGCGUUCUUGUUCUGGUUUGAGGCGGUGCGCCGGGUCGACGGCGUGGAGAUCAUUAACGCGAGCAGGACUCCACUCUUGGCUGCGUGGGCAGAGCGGUUUGGAGGGAGCCUAGAGGCAAAGGAGGCGGUGCUGGUAACCAAGGUGGAUUUGGCGGUACAGUAUAUCAAUAAGUUUCGUGCCCCCGCCGCCGCUGCGAAUUAGUGGGUUCGGAAUCAGUCGUGAUCCAAAUUUUAGUCACGUUCAAAGCUUACAUUGAUAUUUUUGGGUUGUCUUUGUCAUUUAAUUUUGUGGUUCCAGUUCAAAGCUUACAUUGAUAUUUUUGGGUUGUCUUUGUCAUCUAAUUUUGUGGUUCCAGUCGUCUGCUCUGCAAUAAAUAAGUAUGAUUAUUUUGAGGA
This is a messenger RNA of Panicum virgatum (switchgrass), 1087 nucleotides long. RefSeq names its product probable glutathione S-transferase GSTU6. The transcript has 2 exons. Lineage: Eukaryota; Viridiplantae; Streptophyta; Magnoliopsida; Poales; Poaceae. The record is from RefSeq and is a predicted model, not a curated record. Gene Ontology annotation, cellular component: cytoplasm. Gene Ontology annotation, molecular function: glutathione transferase activity. The coding region runs from base 201 to 893 and encodes 230 amino acids. Gene Ontology annotation, biological process: glutathione metabolic process.